Schistosoma margrebowiei is the source of this 2075-nucleotide messenger RNA. The record is from the annotation of a GenBank genome assembly. NCBI's taxonomy places the organism in Eukaryota, Metazoa, Platyhelminthes, Trematoda, Strigeidida, Schistosomatidae.
AUUCAAGGUUGUUGAAGAGGAAGAGGGAGGUUUGAGCCAAGUCAUCAACACGGUAAAAAGGGCGACCUUUGGUUCGAAAUUAUUAACUGAUUGGUUUGAUCAAUACAUUUAUUAAGUCAUUGACAGCUAGUUGGAAGCUAAUUACGUUGAUAAUUUACUUCAUUCAAAAUUACAGUCAACUGAUCGAGUUUCUCCAGUCGUUGACGUAAUACAUAUUUUAUUUUUUCAUGUAAAUCCCUUUUUAUUUGCCGAAAAAUUGUGUAGUAUCUUGAUAAAACGUUUGAAAAUGCUUAUCACAUUGUGUUUAAAAAUACUGGGAGUUAGGCGUGUAAUUAUCGCAACAUUUGCUUUGCAAAGUAGAUCUGCAUGUUCACAGAAGCAACGAUGUCUCAAAUAUAGUAAUGGGUGUGAUUGUAUUAGAUGGGCAAUGGGAAUGCUUCUACUAAGUUUCCAGCUAGUCAUCUGACUACUUCGUUGCAAAGUGCCUUCCUCGAUUUACUUUUUUGGCUAGACUAUGAUUUAUAUAGACAAACCAGUGGGAUUAAGGAUAACAAGUCGAAUUUUAACGCGAAAUCCAUUGACACAUGUGGCAGGUUGAACCAUCUGCUACUAGUUUCGAUUCCAAGAUUUAGCUUGAGGAUUGUUAUUUCUGAUUAUUGAUGAUUAGUUUUGUUAUUAAAUUUAAGUGCAUUGUGUGCUCUUCUUGUGUCGUCGACUGACCUUUUGCUUUCCUUUUCCUAGCCUUCACGCACUCUUAGUGCUCCCUUAGUACGCAGAAUACUUGGCCGGACGCUAACCGCUACAAUAUAGCUGUCAGUUCGUGAUGAAAUCCUUUGAUUCUUAACCAUAAAUUUUAACUCGAUCCCAAGUCCUCAUAUUAGAUUGCAACCCCCUUUUGACCUUGAUAAAUAGUUCCAGCGACUAUCUCUAGUUGGUAUGGCCGAUUAUUGGAAAAGUAACCCAAAGAAGUAUUGCGAAUUAUGCAAAUGUUGGAUGGCUGACAACAAAAUCAGCAUUCAAAAUCAUGAGAAUGGUAUGCGACAUAAAGCUAGUGUGGCUAAAAAAGUUAAUGAAUUGACCCGUAGCAAUAAAUGUGCUGAAAUGGAAAGGAAGAAUUUAGAGGCAUGCUUACAACAAAUAAACGAUAGUGCCCACUUAAGUAUGAUGAAAGAUCUAGAAAGAGACCCAUCAUUGGCAAAACAGUAUGGAAUCGUACUAGCAAAGUCACCAUGUGAAGGGAAAUUGAACGAAGAGUCUUCUAGUAAAACAGGGAAACCAGUUGCUGAUAAAUCUCGUCCUGAUCCAUCCAGUCGUGCAAAUAUUUGGAAGGAAUCAAUUACCCCAGAUGGCAAACAUUAUUAUUGGAAUGUGGCUACUCGUGUUACUCAGUGGACACGGCCAGAUGGCAUUAUAGAGCCGGAUCAACGACCAGUGAAAGAAGAAAAAACCAGACUAAAAGAAUUCGUCUUAAAUCGUCUUGUGGAGUUAAGCGAAUAUGGAUCCAAGGGAGCCAAUGAGGCAGUACUACAAGUGUUUAAUGUACCUACAUCAGAUAUCGAGCCUAUCAUAGAAAAAAUAUCGGAUGGCACAUCCGAUAAGAAGCCGAAAAGUGUGACCCCCCCAACACCUGUUCAAUUUCAAGGUCCACAAAUUGACUUACUUGGUCCGUGGGUUCCUUGUGAUGAUACUCCUAGGCCCAAAUUACCCAAGCUUGAUCUCCCUAAUGCCUCGAAUGAUAUUGGAAGCUUCGGAUCUCCAAAUUUAGAUGGAAAACUGGCUGUACUUGCUCAGUUGGAAGCAACAACGGAAAAGUAUUACGAAAAUCCAACUCUUUUCAGUCCUAAAGACCAAGUAACUACUCAUAGUAGUUACGCAGCUGAAACCACUAAGCAAACCAAAAGUGAGGAUACUAAUGUACGACAAUCUAAUUCUAACACAACAGCUCGUAUUGUGUUCAAACGACGUCCUACGUCUAACCGAAGUAUACGUACCCCGCAAGAUGACGAGUAAAAGUUCCUACUGCAGUUGUGUACAUAUAAUAUUUUUAUGGAUAAUAUAGUCAUUUUUCAGCGAAA